AUAUCUCUGUUCGGGUUUAUUCGCAAAGGCUGCUGGUAGUUGGCUGUCAUGGCGCUGAACCCAAACAGACAAGAUCAGCGUGCGUUCUGCUGAGUAACGAGACUGAAAAAACACUGCAGCAUGUCGGGGGGCAAUAAAGCCAUUGAGCUGCAGAUGCAGAUGCGUCAGAAUUCGGAGGAUCUCCAGAACUUCAUGAGGGAGCUUGAAACCUGGGAGGUCGACAUAAAAAAGAAAGAUGAAGAGCUUCGCACAGGAAGUGUAACAGAAUCACAGAAAACUCUUCCACCUGUGAGAAACAAAGAUUACAAGAAGAAACGACGCGUCAAAGGUAAAGUUCCUGACAAGAACAGCCAAGAAGAGCAGAAGCCAGUACAGAGAAUAAAAUCAUAUGAUUAUCAGUCAUGGGAAAAGUUUGAUGUGGAUAAAGCUCUUGAGACAGUGGACAAAGAAGAGAGCCCAGAAUCGAAUGACUCUGACUCGGAGGAGGUGCAGGUGGACAGAGACCUGGCAAUGAAAGAGAAGGAGAAAGGCAACCAGUUCUUUAAAGACGGAAAGUAUGACGAGGCCAUUGAAUGCUACACCAGAGGAAUGAGUGCUGACCCAUACAAUCCUGUUCUGCCGACAAACCGAGCAGCAUCUUUCUUCAGACUUAAAAAGUAUGCUGUUGCAGAGUCCGACUGUAACCUGGCUAUAGCGCUGGACAGCAAGUACAUUAAAGCCUAUGCCAGAAGAGGGGCUGCACGUUUUGCUCUUAAUAACCAUCAGGGUGCUUUAGAAGAUUACGAAAUGGUUUUGAAGUUGGACCCUGAAAACCUAGAUGCUCAGAAUGAGAUCAAGAAGCUAAACCAGGCUUUAGCUUCUCAAAAACAGACAGAAGAUAAGGUAGAGAAGACUUUGGUUGAAGUGCUGCCUGCUGAGGAAGCAAAGCCUAAACACAUAGAAGAGGAGCAGCAGAGAAGACAGGAGGCAGUGGUGCAGAAGGACCGGGGUAAUGCUUACUUCAAGGAGGGAAAGUAUGAGGCAGCUGUGGAGAGCUACACCAAAGGCAUGGAGGCAGAUGCCACAAAUGCUUUACUCGCUGCUAACAGAGCUAUGGCUUACCUCAAACUUGAAAGGUAUGCUGAAGCAGAAGAGGACUGCAGUAAGGCCAUUGCUCUGGACAGCACCUACUUAAAGGCUUUCGCCCGACGUGGCACAGCUAGAGCUGCUCUGGGCCAUCUUACUGAAGCCAAGGAAGAUUUCGAGCAGGUUCUGAGGCUUGAACCAGGAAACAAACAGGCAAUGAAUGAGCUGAAAAAACUGAAUAUGGAGAUGACUUCUAGUGGGCUACAGCCAGCAGAAGGAACUCAAAGAAGAACAGUUCAACCAGUCAAUAAACCAGAACAUCUCAGAUCUACGAAGCCAAUGAAAAGAAUGGAAAUCGAAGAAGUUGGAGGAGAGCUUACAGCCGUAAUGCAGCCUCAGAGAUCGACCGCUGCUGGAAACUCCUCAAAACCUGGACCAGUGCCAAGUGUGACUGCUUCUUUCUCAGAGAGAGUAAUGCAAGGUGAAGCUUCUCCACUCUCAUGUUCCCCCUCUGCCAAGAUACUAAAAAUCGAGCUGUCAGACACUCCGUCACAACCUCCAGCCAAAGAUUCUGAAGGAGAUUCCCUCAGAAAACAGACAGCACUGCACAAAGAUAAAAAAGCCAUGGAGCAAACCUCAUCCUUAUCCUCUACUUCAGUCCAAUCUGAGUCCAUUCCUCCACCCCCCACAAACGGCUUCCAGCUAGAAGCAGACUUGAGGAAGAUUGGUGAUCAUCUUGAAGUCAGCUACAGAUAUUUAAAGCAAAUUCACCCUGAAGCCUACGAGAAGAUUUUUCAAAACUCUCUGGAGCCUGACAUCCUUAAUAAGAUUUUGAAAGUACUUCAGUGCUUUUACAUCAAGAAUGAGGAGCCAUCAAUCAUACUGGCAGUCCUGAAAAGCUUGUCAAAAGUGAGAAGGUUUGAGAUGACUGUUAUGUUCAUGUCUUCUGCUGAAAAGAAAGUGAUACAGGAAUUAUUUGAGUGUAUUUCACACACUGGACUGGAGGAUGACUCAGUUCGGGCUCUAAAAAAGAAAUAUGAAGUAUAACCACUGUCUUCGGGAGAGAAAGAGGAAUACUGGGUUCACCUUUCUAUCACUGGUCAUUUCUCAAAACAUAAAAAGACAUCCUGUUCUCCUGCAACCUAAUAAUUCACCAUUGUUGUAUAAGACAUGAUUUUGUUUCUCUAAGUUGAGACUUGGAAAGUGCUAAAAGUUCCAAAUGAUGCAAUACCAGUUUGUUUAAUUUGUUUGACUAGAUAAACAUGUUUUAGAAGUAAUUAAAAUGACUGGGCAGUGUUUAAUAAUACAGAAUGUAUUGUACAUUAUGUGGACAAAAGUAUUGGGACAUCGGCUUGUUUAUUGUUUCUUCUGCUUUUAUUUUUAUUUAAAAAAAAAGAGUUGAAACCACCUGACCUCAUCUCCAACUCAUUAAAAGUAUUUAAUGGAGCACGAUCAUUUCAGAGAACACCAAACUACCACAUCUCAACAUAUCAAUGCUGGGAGUUUUGUACACCUCUAAUCCAUGCGGGCCAGUAAGCUUGGUGCAAGGAGGUUUGUGUUUUUCUGAUCCAGAGUGUCCUGUCUGUUGGAAAUACAUCUUUACAGGCGCUAGACAAGCUGUGGAUGUGCAAUUGCACAUCUGUGUCAAAAUGGUCCUCAUUCAUUCAAUGUAAUUUGAGUGAAUUUUGCAUGUGAUAAGGUAGUAAAAACCUGCUCCUGACCAAGUGUAAAGUGUGUGACACAAAGUAUAAUUUGCCUUGACUGCAAUUGAUUUAAGUCUAUGAGGCACUGUAGAGAUGCUUGUGCAGGUUUUGUUAUGAAAUAAAAUUUUGGGAGGAGGAA
Messenger RNA from Astyanax mexicanus (Mexican tetra), 2907 nucleotides. It is a transcript of the gene rpap3, whose product is annotated as RNA polymerase II associated protein 3. The coding region runs from base 121 to 2112 and encodes 663 amino acids. Lineage: Eukaryota; Metazoa; Chordata; Actinopteri; Characiformes; Acestrorhamphidae. The transcript has 17 exons. Gene Ontology annotation, molecular function: protein binding. The record is from RefSeq and is a predicted model, not a curated record.